Messenger RNA from Daphnia pulex (common water flea), 901 nucleotides. RefSeq names its product insulin-like growth factor I. Gene Ontology annotation, cellular component: extracellular region. Gene Ontology annotation, molecular function: hormone activity. Lineage: Eukaryota; Metazoa; Arthropoda; Branchiopoda; Diplostraca; Daphniidae. The coding region runs from base 204 to 785 and encodes 193 amino acids. The transcript has 4 exons. The record is from RefSeq and is a predicted model, not a curated record.
UACCCUAGUUUUAUCUGUCCCUAUCCAUUGUUGUACAUCUUUUGAAUUGUAUUGAAGGGUGUGUAAGCCUACGUUAAUUAUGUUAGAUCGAAGUAUGGAAAACAAUUCUAAAAGUUACGUUGGCUAUAAAUAUAAGAACUCCGCUGCAUUCGCUCUCAUUUCCAGUCGUAUUAUAGCUAGCGCUUUGAUUCAACCAAAUAAUAAUGCUUUUACUACAAGUUUUAACUUUUUGGGUGACUUUAACAAGUAGUUAUGGGUUAAUUUAUUUGUACCCAAAUAAUUCGAUUGCGAAGCAUUACUGCGGAAGCAGUUUGUCCGGAGCACUGUUUUCCGCAUGCAAGAAGAGCGGCUUCGUUGCACACUUUUCUCCUCGAUCCGAAUUCAAUCGAAGUACGAGAGGAAUAAUUGACGAAUGUUGCAUGAAUCCGUGUUCAAAUGACCAAUUGAUCCAGUACUGCCAAAAAAAAUUUGCCAGAAUUUCUAUAUCUAAAAAAAGGAAGCGAUCUCAGCAUUUCAUAGAAACCAACAAGGUUUCAAAAAGUAAGAGAAGCCCAACCUGUACAUGCAGAUCCAGAGUAAAUUCAGCACGAUUUUCCAAGAAAACAAAGAGAAAUAAUAAUCGUAUUACGAAAGCUCACCAGAGAAAAAAACAGUUGAUGCGCUCCUCAACAGCAAAUCCAAAUAUGGGGACGUCAUCAACCGAAAGCCAAGUUGUCGCGGAAGCUCAGUACAUUGAUGAUUGGACUGGAGACGAAGACGGACUGUUUUUCAUUACUCCGCGCUAGAGAAAGAUGAUCUUAAGAGCCUUAGAAAAUGGCUAUUUUACUAGUAAUUCAGUCGACAUUAAAGCAGACUUACACUUUGUUAAAGGGUGUACAUGCAUGUACAUGUACAACAACUU